Messenger RNA from Histoplasma mississippiense, 2544 nucleotides. RefSeq lists its product as hypothetical. Bases 1 to 2544 code for a protein of 847 amino acids. Gene Ontology annotation, biological process: positive regulation of kinase activity; phosphatidylinositol biosynthetic process. Gene Ontology annotation, cellular component: endosome membrane; fungal-type vacuole membrane; PAS complex. The transcript is spliced from 11 exons. NCBI's taxonomy places the organism in Eukaryota, Fungi, Ascomycota, Eurotiomycetes, Onygenales, Ajellomycetaceae. The record is from RefSeq and is a predicted model, not a curated record.
AUGGCGCUGGCGGUGAUUGAGCUCUUUCGCCCCAGUGGCCUAAUAUUGGCAUCCACGGGCGCCAAGACUGCCAACUGCUUAGGGUUUGGUGUCGGAGCUGGAAUCGAUAUGGACCCGUCAGUUCAGAGACUUCUAAGCGACAAGCUAUACGAUAAGCGGAAACAAGGUGCUUUGGAGCUCGAAAGAAUUAUCCGCGAUGCCCUUGCGAAAGCCGAACAUACCAAGAUAAAAACCAUCGUCGACCAGCUUUGUCAUGAAUAUGCAUAUGCUGUCCAUCAACCUCACACAAGAAAUGGGGGAUUGAUUGGCCUUGCAGCCGCCUCGAUUGCGCUUGGAACUGAUGAAGUUGCGCCGUACCUCUACGAGAUUGUCCCUCCAGUCCUCGCUUGCUUCACAGACCAGGAUGCUCGAGUUAGAUAUUACGCCUGCGAGAGCAUGUAUAACAUCGCGAAAGUGGCUAAGGGGGAACUGCUACUGUUUUUUAAUGAUAUUUUCGAUGCUUUGUGCAAACUCGCUUCCGAUUCAGAGCUGUCAGUGAAAAACGGCGCAGACCUCCUCGAUCGACUAGUGAAGGAUAUAGUUUCUGAAUCAGCAGCCUCAUACGUUUCCGUUUUGCAAGCACCCAAGAAAGUUGAAGGUGAUUCUGAGGUUGAUGGUGUUAAUGAAUCAGAAGCGGUUUCCGAGGUGCCAACAGCAUUCUCUCUUGCGAAUUUUAUUCCCCUCCUCAAACAACGUAUACAUGUCAUCAACCCUUUCACUCGUACCUUCCUAGUCUCAUGGCUGAGUCUAUUGGAUACCAUACCCGAUUUGGAGCUGGUGUAUUACUUACCCGCAUUCCUGGAAGGGUUGUUCAGGUUCCUUAGCGACCCCAAUAGAGAUGUUCAUACAAUAACCCAGGGUGCUCUGGAGACAUUCCUUAGUGAGAUCAAGAAGAUUGCUCGGAUAAAAAAAGGGAUCGCAUACGCCCGCCGUGAUCCGGAAAGCGGGGAUCCCAAGCCGUCUGCUACUAGCGAUAGUAUGAGUGUUUGCUCCGGCUCAAGCGAUGUCAAAGAUAUUAGCGACAAUGCUAUUGCGGAUUCUGAUUCUGGCCCUGCCAAUGACGGAGAUGUUCAUGUAUAUGGGGAUUAUGUUCCCGGACAAGAUGUCCAUGUAGAUCAUCCCAAAAUCUUGGAAAUUCUACUUGGCUUUGUGGACACUGCGUUUGAGGAAGAAAUCCAGCUGACGGCCCUCCGAUGGAUUGAUAGUUUUUUUGAAAUAAGCCCAGAAGACAUCCUUCAGUUUGUUCCUCGCCUACUUUCGCAAGUAUUACCUGCCCUUUCGAGCGGUUCGAACCAGGUUCGUGAGGCUGCGAAUCGGGUCAAUACGUCACUCAUGCAGUACAUUGUUUCCCUCACCGAUGAUAUUGCUCUUGAUGAUCCCCGGCCAGCUCAACUGUCAAGGGUACCUACCGGGCCGGUUAAGGAAACAGAUGAUCGAAGAUCAUCAACUCCUACAGGUAUCCAGUCCGACUUAUCUGCGCCUAACGAAGUCAAUGCCAAAAAACUAAGCCCAUCUCGUCCUGCAUCAACGACUGAUUUAACCUCACGAAGCAGCUCAGAUGCAACACCGAUACCUUCACCUGAUCUAGAUUAUGCGGCUGCGGUUAACGCCUUAACCCUCCAGUUCCUCAAUGAAAACGAGGAAACGAGGGUUGCUUCUUUAGCUUGGCUAAUUAUGCUUCACAGAAAAGCGCCUCGGAAGAUUCUGGCCUUCCACGACGGGACGUUUCCAGCUUUGUUAAAGACGUUAUCUGACCCUUCGGAAGCCGUUGUUACGCGAGAUCUGCAACUACUCUCUCAAAUUUCAAAAAAUACUGAUGAUGGCUAUUUCACUUCAUUCAUGGUGAAUCUGCUUCAACUGUUUUCUACCGAUCGAAAGCUUCUUGAAAUCCGCGGCAACCUUAUCAUCAGACAACUUUGCGUUAACCUAAGCCCAGAACGUAUCUACCGGACGCUGGCAGAUUGUCUUGAAAAGGAAGAAGACAUUGAAUUUGCUAGCAUCAUGGUUCAGAAUCUUAACAACAAUCUUAUUACCGCUCCAGAACUGGCUGAUAUGAGGAAGAGAUUAAGGAACCCUGAAUCCAGGGCAUGUAAUGUUUCCCAAGGGAUUUCCAUGUUUUUCGUUAACGUGUUCUUAGGAUGCGCGGAGUUGGAGAUGACCGUCAAUAUGCUGAUCCAAAUCGACAAACUUGUUCAAUUACUUGAAUCUCCCGUUUUCACCUAUCUCCGUCUCCAGCUUUUAGAACCAGAGAAGUAUCCUUAUUUAUACAAAUGUCUUUAUGGCGUUCUUAUGCUACUUCCCCAAAGCUCUGCAUUUGCUGCACUCAAGAACCGUCUUAACAGCGUGAGCAACAUUGGCUUACUACAACCAGCUGCUCGAGGGAGAAGUCCAGACGAUCCGGGCGAUCAGCGUCACGACAAAUCGACCCAGAUGCAAAUGGCAUCGGAGCAGGGACUGGAAGUGGACUUGGAAGCGGGCAUGCAACACGAACAGGGUUUGCGGUGA